Populus trichocarpa (black cottonwood) is the source of this 836-nucleotide messenger RNA. Its product is annotated as RNA-binding protein involved in heterochromatin assembly dri1. Gene Ontology annotation, cellular component: cytoplasm. Bases 16 to 609 code for a protein of 197 amino acids. NCBI's taxonomy places the organism in Eukaryota, Viridiplantae, Streptophyta, Magnoliopsida, Malpighiales, Salicaceae. The transcript is spliced from 4 exons. Gene Ontology annotation, molecular function: mRNA binding. The record is from RefSeq and is a predicted model, not a curated record.
AAGAAAAAGCAGACAAUGAUAAGGAAAAAAUACCAUCAAAUUUCCCCACAGGCGGGGGCAUGGCUGAACAAGUAUAUAAAGCCUCCCAACCCAAGCAGAAAAAUCACCAACUAUAUUGACAAUCUUGCACAGUUACUAAAUAAACAGUGCUACGCUUCUGCCAGUGUUGUUCAAGAUCCAAGCCUUCAACUCGGGAAAAGGUUAGAUACAAUGAGCUUGACAGCCGGAGGAGACUGGAUGUGCAGCGCAUGCCAGCACCUGAAUUUCAAAAAACGGGAAACGUGCCAGCUUUGCGGGUACCCUAAGUAUGGCGGCCCUGAUCCAGCAACCUACAUAUGCAAUGCGACAAAGGUUUUGGCUGGGGAUUGGUACUGUACUGUCAUUAAUUGCCACGCUCACAACUAUGCUAGCCGGUCAAGCUGCUACAGCUGUGGUACCUUAAAAAGCGGUCAUGCUGCAGGUGGGUAUGCAUCCGAUGGAAGUGAUCCUCCUGGAUGGAAAACUGGUGAUUGGAUUUGCAACAGAUCGGGAUGUGGAGUCCAUAACUAUGCUAGCAGGAUGGAAUGCUAUAGAUGCAGAACACCAAGGGAAUACGGUGGUGGAUAUUAACAAAAAUGACUCUCUCUUCACUGCUUAUGACCCUGUUCUCUCCGCAAUUACUUUCUUUUUCUUUCAGUUUUUAGAUCAGUAAUAAGCCUUGGGUUGGCAUUGAUCCAAGGAACUUUAAUUUCCAGAAGCACAGCCAUGUAUUUGAAUUGACAUGGAUUCUCUUGCAACGUUAACUACAUAUGAUGUUCUUAAAAUAUAAGAAGCUUAAGAAUCUUUCCCUCCCCUUA